Molecule: messenger RNA, 2823 nt
Organism: Arachis stenosperma
Lineage: Eukaryota; Viridiplantae; Streptophyta; Magnoliopsida; Fabales; Fabaceae
Exons: 1
Coding region: 1-2823 (940 amino acids)
Biological process (GO): DNA integration
Molecular function (GO): RNA-DNA hybrid ribonuclease activity; nucleic acid binding
Source: RefSeq, a predicted model, not a curated record
AUGUGCGUCGACUUCACUGAUUUAAACAAAGCGUGUCCCAAGGACGCUUACCCUUUACCCUGUAUUGAUACUCUGGUUGAUAACUCUUGUGGUUACGGCACCUUAAGUUUCAUGGAUGCAUAUUCUGGUUAUAACCAGAUUCUCAUGCACCCAACAGAUCAAGAAAAAACGGCUUUCAUAACUGAGAAUGGUAAUUACUGCUAUAACGUUAUGCCUUUUGGUUUAAAGAAUGCAGGGGCGACAUAUCAACGGUUAAUGAACAAGAUCUUCGAACAGCAGAUAGGGAGGAACAUAGAGGUUUAUGUUGACGACAUGGUCGCCAAAACCAAACCCGGAGACUCUCACAUUCAGGACCUGGCCGAAAUCUUCGGUCAAAUACGGCGAUAUAAUAUGAGGUUAAAUCCAGAGAAGUGUGCCUUCGGAGUCCGAGGAGGGAAGUUCCUCGGAUUCAUCCUCACAAGCCGAGGAAUUGAAGCAAAUCCAGAAAAGUGUCGCGCAAUACUCGACAUGCACACUCCAUCCACAGUCAAGGAAGUUCAGAGGCUAACAGGACGAUUAGCCGCUCUUUCUAGAUUUUUACCAUGUUUGGCCCCUAAGUCUUCAAAAUUUUUUCAGUGCCUAAAAAAGAACGCAAAACAUUUUGAAUGGGAUCAAGAGUGUGAAAUAGCUUUCAAAAAUAUAAAAGAAUUCCUUUCAAAACCCCCUAUACUGCAAAAACCAAAGUAUGGUGAACCGUUGUAUAUAUAUUUGUCUAUUACUGACUUUGCCAUUAGCUCUGCUCUUGUAACAGAAACAGAUAAGAAGCAACAGCCAGUAUACUUUGUGAGCAAGACCUUGCAGAAUGCCGAGCUUCGUUAUCCAAAGCUGGAAAAGCUCGCCCUAGCUCUCGUAUUCUCAUCUAGGCGUCUUCGACCAUAUUUUCAAAGCCACACGAUCAUUGUCCGAACCGAGCAGCCUCUCCGACAAGUUCUGUCAAAACCCGAGCUGGCAGGAAGAUUAAUCAAAUGGGCUAUUGAAUUGUCAGAAUUUGACAUUCAAUACCAGCCGAGAGGGUCGAUCAAAUCCCAAUACCUCGUCGACUUUGUCGCCGAGCUCACCGAACCAAGCUCCGACGCGCCAAGUACAGGAUGGACCUUGUUUGUAGACGGAGCUUCCAACCCUCAAGGCGCUGGCGCCGGAAUACUACUCGAGAGCUCAGAUGGCAUAGUUCUCGAGCAUUCCCUCAGAUUCUCAUUCAAGGCCAGCAAUAACCAAUCUGAAUACGAGGCCCUCAUAGCAGGGCUCAGGUUAGCUAGCGAUUUACAUAUCACCGAUUUAAAGGUUUAUUGCGAUUCAUUGUUAGUAGUUCAACAAGUAAACCACAGUUUUCAAACAAAGGACCCGAUUUUAUUGCAAUACUUAGAUAUUGUCCAACAACUGCUGAAAAAUUUUUUAAAAAUAAACAUUACUCAUAUACCUAGAGAGCAGAACCAUAGGGCAGAUAUUCUGUCAAAAUUAGCAACCACACAAGCACACACCGCCACUCUAUUACAGUCAACUCUAGACAAGCCGAGCAUUGAUGUAUUUACUGUUUUUAACACAACUAAUAAUGACAAUUGGCAAUAUCCUUACAUCCAAUAUCUUCGUUCUGGUCUCAUCCCAGAAGAGAUUCAAAAUAAAAAUAAAUUCCGAAGGCACGCCUCCCAUUAUACAUUGUUGAAUGACAAUCUUUAUAGGCGAGGAUUCUCUCGACCUUUGUUAAAAUGUUUGAACAGGGCAGACGCCGACCUUGUGCUGUCCGAAGCCCACGAGGGCAUUUGCGGAAUACAUUCUGGGGCACGAAGCCUGUCACAGAAAAUCCUCCGAGCAGGUUUCUAUUGGCCGACGAUCCAAGAGGAUAGCAAACGCAAAGUACGAACUUGUGAAAAUUGUCAGAAGCAUGCACCGAUCAUUCACCUGCCGGCAGAGCAUCUGCAUAGUUCGACGAUAAGCUGGCCAUUUGACAAAUGGGGAAUUGACAUCCUAGGACCAUUUCCCGCCGCUCCUAGACAGGUAAAAUACCUGGUAGUCGCAAUUGAUUAUUUUUCCAAAUGGAUAGAAGCACAACCUUUGGCUAGAAUAACAUCCGAACAAAUGAUAAACUUCGUUUGGAAAAGUAUAAUCUGCAGAUUUGGUAUACCUAAUCACAUUACAACUGACAAUGGUCGACCGUUUAUAGACCAAAGUUUUAAGAAUUUUUUGCAGAAUCUGAAAAUCAAACAACACUUCUCGUCUGUUGAACAUCCGCAAUCCAAUGGAUUAGCAGAAGCCGCCAAUAAGGUCAUCCUGCAGGCCCUACGCAAAAAGCUCGAGACUGUAAAAGGCCUAUGGGCCGAACUCAUCCCAGAAAUACUAUGGGCAUAUAAUACUACAGCUCACUCGACAACAAAGGAAACCCCAUUCCGUUUGGUAUAUGGGUCUGAAGCCAUGAUCCCCAUAGAAGUAUCAUUAGGCUCAAUGCGGACAUUAGCAGAAGAACAUAAUCAUGCUAGACGAGCCGAGCUUGACUUAAUUGAAGAGGUCCAGGAAGCAGCAGCAGUCAGACACCGAGCAUUACAGCAACAACUUAGCCGACGAUAUGGACAGAAAGUGCACCAAAGAUCCUUCAAUAAGCACGAUUUAGUUCUCAGAAAGACCGAGCAAGCUCGCCGACCUCCCUCCCAUGGGAAACUCGCGGCAACAUGGGAUGGCCCAUACAGAGUACAUGAAGUCCUCGGGAGAGGAGCAUACAAGUUGGAAGAAUUAGAUGGCACUAUACUCCCCAACACAUGGAAUGUUGGUUCCUUGAAACGAUAUUACAGUUAA